GCUUAGCUUGAGUUAGGAGCCGACAAAUUGGAAUCUACCAGGUCCCUGUCAAUCGAUGGGAAUGUGAACAUCUUCUUAUCGUAUGCGGCUAAUCGUGAGUAGCGGCAAAAGGUCCCUUGUUAAAGACCGUGGGCGUGUAUAUUUUGUGUUUCCCCACACAUCAAUACUUAGCGGACAUCGAUCGGACGACAACACUAAGCUCGUUAUACUAUAUUGAUAUUACAAUCAUCCAACAUACAAAGGUUGCUUAGCGCUAUAUAUUACGUUAUGUCUCAUUAUUAUGGUACCUCGUCCUUGCGGGAUACUAAUACUAUUCGCUUGCUUUGUCUAAUGCCAAGUGAGGCCUUGACUGCCUCUAUAGAAUGCCGACUUCAUAUCUACCCUCUCGAAAAAGCGAACAAGGCAACUCAUAUCUAUCAAGCUUUAUCCUACGUGUGGGGUGUCUCAGAAACACUUCGGUCUGUCUUUAUAGACAAGCAACCUCUGCCUGUCACAGCGAAUCUUCAUGCAGCAUUAUUGCAGCUUCGAGAUCGCACCUUUGAACGGAUCAUAUGGGUAGAUGCUAUCUGCAUCAAUCAAAAAGAUGAAGAAGAAAAAUCGCAUCAGAUCGGGUUGAUGGCGAAAAUUUUCGGUUUGGCGGAUCGUGUAAUCGUCUAUCUCGGAGAGGCGGCAGACGAUAGCGACCAAGCCCUUAAAAUUAUACGUGGUGUAGAAGAUGAGUUGAUGGACCCAUCGAGCAGUAAAGAGAACGAAAAGCGAAUUCUUGAAUUGCUUAAACGACCAUGGUUCCAGCGUAUCUGGGUACUUCAAGAGGUUGGCUUAGCCCGGCGCAUCCUGAUUAUUUGUGGUUCUGCGAGAAUAAAUGGGUAUACAUUCUGCUCUGGUAUUGGAAAACUAAGGUUUCUCGAUGAAGAUCAUUUGGGUUUGCAAAGCCUCGUCCGUCCAACGAUCUACUUGAUAAGAGGAGCAAUAUUUCGGCCAGAAUAUACUUUUGAUCUAUUAAGCGAUAUCUCUUUAGGGGAGCUAAUGGAUAUGUAUCAUUCUCAUAAAGCUACUAUACGUCAUGACAAGGUAUAUGCUUUGCUCAGUAUGAGUUCUGAUGGUCUGAACUCGGCUGAUCUCUUACCUGAUUACAAACUUCCAUGGAAGACAUUAUUGCAACGACUUGUUAAAUUUAUUCUCAAUGAAAAGGUGAAUGUAGAAACGUGGGACGAUAGGGAAAUAUCGAUAAUCAAAAGUUACGGCUUUGUUCUUGGUCAUAUAUCUUCAACAAAGAUUGAUGAUACUCAGUAUCAUAAACAGUAUAUGAAUAUUGUUUUCAACGAUACACCGAUAUCUUUGUGGUACAGGGAGGAGUAUGGUACUACAUGGAUUCUUCAGGCCUCAGCACAAAUAGUACGACCGGGUGACCUCGUCUGUCUUCUACACGGAGCUUCAAAGCCAGCUAUUAUUAGAGCAUGCAAAGACCAUUUUACAAUCAUUAUGAUGGCAGUCACUCUACGACAGCGUAUAAAAGUAGAGAACAAAUAUCUAUCUCAACAACCUUCGGCUUCUACACAUGGAUUCUCAUAUGAUUUUCUACUUGUCUGGAACUGGGAAACGAUUCCGGAAAACUUAAGAUAUCAAGCAAGAUACAAGGAUUCAACUGAAAUCAACAGUUUAGUACCAGAAUAUCUGGAGUCAGAUGAACUCAAAGCAAUCAGGUCAAUUGACAUGGCACUCGCUCUAGGAGGCACGCAAAACUAUGAGAACACACAGACUACAAUGAUAGAUACGAUCGAAGAUUCUGAGCAGAUGCUUGGAAAAGAAAAUUUGCAUCUACUAUCACUAAAAGACGGUCUUGCGUUGGUGCAUAAAAUUCAAGGGCGAUGGAAAGAGGCAGAGAUUCUUUUUCUGGAGGUGAUACAGAUCAGACAAGAUCUCCAAGGGGCAUACCACCCAGAUACACUAAGCAGCAAAGCGAAGCUAGUAGGGACCUAUAUAGAUCAAAAUCAGUGGGAAAACGAAGCAGUAAAGAAUAUGCUGACAAGGUUAACGGAUAAAAUCAGAGACGACAAUCAGAUUGAAGAAGAGAACAUAAUACAGAUUGUAAGAUUAUCACACAAAAACAUAUUGCAUAUUUUAUUGGGUUUGAAACGGGAGAAUGUUAUAGUAACAGAAGAGGUGGUGAAAGCAGUUGCAGGGAAUUCUAGGAGUGGAAAGGAGAUAAUGAUGCUUUUGCUUGAGGAACGAGGAGCAGAAGUAGAAAUUACAGAAGAAGUGGUAAAGGCAGCAGCAGGGAAUUGGAAGAGUGGAAAGGAGAUAAUGAUGCUUUUGCUUGAGAAACGAGAAGCAAAAGUAGUAAUUACGGAAGAGGUGGUGAAGGUAGUAGCAGGUCAGUUUGAUGAAAGGGUGAUGAUGCUUUUGCUUGAGAAAGGAGGGGUAGAAGUAGUAAUUACAGAAGAGGUUGUGAAGGCAGCUGUGGGGAAUGAGAGGAGAGGAGAGGAGAUAAUGAUGCUUUUGUUUGAAAAACGAGGAGCUGAAAUAAAAAUUACGGAAAAGGUAGUAAAAGCAGCAGCAGGGAAUAAGAGUAGUGGAAAGGAGAUAAUGAUGCUUUUGUUUGAGAAACGAUGGGCAGAAGUAGUAAUUAUGGAACAGAUGGUAAAGGCAGCAGCGGGGAAUGAAUAUAGUGGAAAGGAGGUGUUGAUGCUUUUGCUUGAGAAACGAGGAGCAGAAUUAGUAAUUACGGAAGAGGUGGUGAAGGCAGUAGCAGGUCGGUUUGACGAAUGCGUGCUGAUGCUUUUGCUUGAGAAACGAGGGGCAGAAGUGGUGAUUACGGAAGAAGUGAUAAAAGCAGCAGCAGGGAAUUGGAAGAGUGGAAAGGAGAUAAUGAUACUUUUGUUUGAGAAACGAGGGGCAGAAUUGGUGUUUACGGAAGAAGUGAUAAAAGCAGCAGCAGGGAAUUGGAAGAGUGGAAAGGAGAUAAUGAUGCUUUUGUUUGAAAAACGAGGAGCUGAAAUAAAAAUUACGGAAAAGGUAGUAAAAGUAGCAGCAGGGAAUAAGAGUAGCGGAGAGGAGAUAAUGAUGCUUUUGUUUGAGAAACGAGGGGCAGAAUUGGUGAUUACGGAAGAAGUGAUAAAAGCAGCAGUAGGGAAUUGGAAGAGUGGAAAGGAGAUAAUGAUGCUUUUGUUUGAAAAACGAGGAGCUGAAAUAGAAAUUACGGAAAAGGUAGUAAAAGUAGCAGCAGGGAAUAAGAGUAGCGGAGAGGAGAUAAUGAUGCUUUUGCUUGAGAAACGAGGGGCAGAAGUAGUAAUUACAGAAGAAGUGGUAAAGGCAGCAGCAGGGAAUUGGAAGAGUGGAAAGGAGAUAAUGAUGCUUUUGCUUGAGAAACGAGAAGCAAAAGUAGUAAUUACGGAAGAGGUGGUGAAGGUAGUAGCAGGUCAGUUUGAUGAAAGGGUGAUGAUGCUUUUGCUUGAGAAAGGAGGGGUAGAAGUAGUAAUUACAGAAGAGGUUGUGAAGGCAGCUGUGUGGAAUGAGAGGAGAGGAGAGGAGAUAAUGAUGCUUUUGCUUGAGAAACGAGGGGCAGAAGUUAUAAUAACGGAAGACAUACUCAAAGCCGCCGCUACAAGUGGGCAAGAACAAGUUCUCCAUAUUAUCGACACACAUCUGAAGAUGCUAUCAUCUCGGGAAAAGUGGUUCAUGGUUGCUCAAUUCUAUAACGCAUCUAAAUGUGGAGAGAAAAAGAAAAUUCAAAGUUUGUUAAAGCGAGGGGUCGAACCGGACCUUCCAAACCCUAGGAAGGUGACACCUCUCUGGAUCGCUACCAGGUAUGCUCAUAUCGAGGUAGUCCAAUUACUCCUUGAGACGAAAUCGGUCAAUGUCAAUGUCAGGAGUGUUGAGGGACGAUCGCCUAUCUUUUGGGCAGCUGCACAUGGAGAUGAAGAGAUGUUUAAACUCCUGUUAAGCGCAGGCGCAGAUCCAACCUUUGUGGGUACUGACGGUAAUACUGCGCUUCUGGUUCCUAAGCGAUAUGGACAUCGUAAGAUCGUGGAGAUGUUAAGUGCUUGGAAGCAAACUUAAAGCUUCUUAGUACCUUACAUUUCCACAUCCGAGACCCUUCCUUUUUGACCAAAAUACAGAGUCAACGUUCAUUACGAUAAAUAUGUUAUAGGACAUACCGCAACAUUCACAUUACACAAUGAGUUUAGCUCAUUGCUUAAUAAACUAGGUUUCGGUGUGUCCUAGGGUGUAGUGUAGUUUUGGGAAUAUGAGGCUAUUCUACAAUCAACUGACUCAUAUCGUAAACAGCCCUUGGUCACCCACUACACUACAAUUUCAUCAGUUUUAUCAAUUUCAUAUAGGAUUUCAAAUUCAAUUUAUUCAAUUGCA
Botrytis cinerea B05.10 is the source of this 4368-nucleotide messenger RNA. RefSeq lists its product as hypothetical. NCBI's taxonomy places the organism in Eukaryota, Fungi, Ascomycota, Leotiomycetes, Helotiales, Sclerotiniaceae. The transcript has 2 exons. Gene Ontology annotation, molecular function: protein binding. The record is from RefSeq and is a predicted model, not a curated record. The coding region runs from base 268 to 4059 and encodes 1263 amino acids.